This is a messenger RNA of Scophthalmus maximus (turbot), 1031 nucleotides long. Its product is annotated as transcription factor HES-5-like. The transcript has a single exon. Bases 107 to 601 code for a protein of 164 amino acids. The record is from RefSeq and is a predicted model, not a curated record. Gene Ontology annotation, biological process: regulation of transcription by RNA polymerase II; anterior/posterior pattern specification; regulation of neurogenesis. Gene Ontology annotation, molecular function: DNA-binding transcription factor activity, RNA polymerase II-specific; RNA polymerase II cis-regulatory region sequence-specific DNA binding; protein dimerization activity. Gene Ontology annotation, cellular component: nucleus. NCBI's taxonomy places the organism in Eukaryota, Metazoa, Chordata, Actinopteri, Pleuronectiformes, Scophthalmidae.
GCCGAGGGACUGUGAGAAAGUGCAGUGGGACCCAGACUCACACAUUCAUAUGGAGAUGUGGGACUAUAAAUAGGAGGGAUGGAGCCAGCAGAGAGCAGAUCCAGCCAUGGCUCCUACCAUCACUGCACAGGAGCAUCUGACUCUGAGCCACAAGGUCAGAAAGCCUCUGGUGGAGAAGUUACGCAGAGAGCGAAUCAACAGCAGCAUCGAGCAGCUCAAGUGUCUCCUGGCUCCAGAGUUGGUCCAACAGCAGCCAGACUCCAAGCUGGAGAAAGCAGACGUCCUGGAGAUGACAGUUUGCUUCCUGACACGGCUGCAGCAGCAGCGGCGGCGGCGGAGUCGAGCCGCGGACUCGGCGGAUCGGGGUUUCUCCCGGUGCGUCCGAGAGGUGGAAGACUUCCUGACCGAGGAGGAGGAGGAGGUGAAGACACGACCCCAGAGGAGAGGGAUGAUGAUGAAGACCCUCGACCGGCUGCGCUCUUCGUCUGAGCAGAAGCUGAGAGAGGCCGACUUCUCUCCUCCGAGCUCCGCGGUCACGCUCAAGGGGCCGGUGAGCGGCGCCCCCUGGAGGCCGUGGUCGACUCCCGAGGACCGAAGCUGAAGAAGAGUCUUCGAUAUUUGAAUAUGACAUUUUCUUCAUUUUUAUGAGCUUUUGUAAAGCAACAGUUCUUGGUUUCUGUGAUAUUUGCAGACGACAGGUCGACCGCGACUUCUGAAAGUGGUCACGCGUUUCGUUCUGUGACGUCACGUCUGUGACGUAGACUUUACUAUUGUUCCCUCUGGGAAUGUCCCUCUGUGUUGUCGUCAGUUAUUCAUGUUGAACAUGUUGAAGAUUAUUUGUGAUAUUCACAUUGUUGAUGUUGAAAUCGUCCGUUGUGACGAAUGUGUCUGGACUUUAUCAGUCGAAGAUCAAAUGAGCUGCGUGGUCGCUCUGCGAGCGACAGCCGCUGAUCCUUCUGUGAAGGAGUCGACAUGAAUGUUUCUCUUCAAGCCAAGUGAUGCGAAAUAAAACAAUCCAGAAAAAAACAAGG